UGGCAAACGUAACUUACAAGAACAAUAAUCAAGAUAAAUAUAAAACCAAAAUCCACCAUUAAUUUACACACAACCCAGAGCUUCAACAAUGGAGAUUCCCUACCUCUACGUCUCUCUCCUACUCUUUCUAGCUUCUUAUCUCUUCACAUCCCACCUCCGCCGUAGAAUCUCCAACCUCCCGCCGACCGUCUUCCCAUCCCUUCCCCUCAUCGGCCAUCUUUAUCUUCUGAAACCACCCCUCUACAGAACCUUGGCCAAAAUCUCCGCCAAGUAUGGCCCCAUCCUCCACCUCCACUUCGGAUUCCGCCGUGUCAUCUUGGUCUCCUCCCCUUCUGCCGUCGAAGAAUGCUUCACCAAGAACGACAUCAUCUUUGCCAACCGUCCUCGGAUGCUUUUCGGCAAGAUCAUCGGCCAGAACUACACUAGUUUCUCUUCGUCAUCUUAUGGCGACAACUGGCGCAACCUCCGCCGCAUAGCAUCAAUCGAGAUUUUAUCUAUUCAUCGCCUCAAUGAGUUCCACGACAUACGCGUUGAAGAAGGCAGGCUUUUGAUUCGUAAACUGCUAUCAGAUUCUUCUCCGGUGAAUGUGAAGUUGGUGUUCUAUGAGCUGACGUUGAACGUGAUGAUGAGGAUGGUAUCCGGGAAGAGGUAUUUCGGUGGCGAUAACUUAGAAGAGGGGAAAGAGUUAAGGGAGAUAUUGAACGACACGUUUAUGCUCGCGAGUGCUUCAAACGUUGGCGAUUACUUGCCGAUUUUGAGUUGUUUGGGAGUGAAUCGAUUGGAGAAGAAGUUAAUCGCGUUGCAGGAAAGAAGAGAUGUUUUCUUUCAAGGGUUAAUCGAGCAGCUUAGAAAAGGGAGCAGGGAUCACGAGGGAAAUAAGAGGAAGACGAUGAUUGACCUAUUAUUAUCGUUACAAGAAUCAGAUCCCGAAUACUACACCGAUGCAAUGAUCCGAAACUUUGUGCUGGUUUUAUUAGCAGGUGGGACUGAUACUUCAUCUGGAACCAUGGAAUGGACCAUGUCUCUAUUGCUAAACCACCCACAAGUUCUACAAAAGGCACAAAACGAGAUCGACCGAAAUGUUGGCAAAGAUCGUUUUGUUGAUGAAUCAGACAUACCUAAUCUACCUUACCUCCGUUGUAUCAUAAACGAGACCCUGCGAUUGUACCCAGCAGGCCCGAUGCUAAUUCCACACGAGUCAUCAGAAGACUGUGUAGUCGCGGGCUAUAACAUCCCACGUGGGACCAUGCUUCUAGUGAACCUGUGGGCCAUCCAUCAUGACCCGGAGCUAUGGACCGAACCAGAAAGGUUCAAUCCAGAAAGGUUUGAAGGGGUAGAAGGCACACGAGAUGGGUUCAAGCUAAUGCCGUUUGGGUCCGGAAGGAGGAGUUGUCCAGGGGAAGGGUUGGCCGUCCGUAUGGUUGGGGUGACGUUGGGUUCGAUUAUCCAAUGCUUUAGUUGGGAAAGGAUGAGUGAAGCCAUGGUUGACAUGAGUGAAGGUCCUGGACUGAACUUGCCCAAGGCUGAACCCUUGGUCGUCAAGUGCAAACCACGGCUAGAGAUGCAGAAUCUACUGUCACAGCUUUUGUGAGUCUAUUAUCGAACCUAUGUUUCAUUCGAAAAAGUUAGAUGUCAAAGUAUGUAAAACCAACAACGCAAAAUGAUGAUAUACAUGGAAAGCUCGUGAGGAGCUGCACAUGAUGAC
Messenger RNA from Cynara cardunculus var. scolymus (artichoke), 1705 nucleotides. Its product is annotated as isoflavone 3'-hydroxylase-like. The transcript is spliced from 2 exons. Bases 89 to 1591 code for a protein of 500 amino acids. Lineage: Eukaryota; Viridiplantae; Streptophyta; Magnoliopsida; Asterales; Asteraceae. Gene Ontology annotation, molecular function: monooxygenase activity; heme binding; oxidoreductase activity, acting on paired donors, with incorporation or reduction of molecular oxygen. The record is from RefSeq and is a predicted model, not a curated record.